GUCCUUCGUCUUUCCUUCCCUGACCUUCCCACUCCAUCAACCUUCCAACACCCCAUACACUCCCGUCCAAGCGCUGGUCGCCUGAAUUUCCCAAUAACUAAUCAUGCGCAUCAAUUUUACCGCCGCGGUCCUCUCAUUGGCAAUGGCCAGCUCCGUCUAUGCAGCCCCCGCUGCGCCUGUUCGCCUUGACAAGCGCAAUUGGGUCACGGACAAGCUGAAGGGCUUGCUCUCCGAAGCCUUGUCGACGCUCGAAUGUGGUGCGUGUGUUGCUGCACUCGUCGGUGUCAAAGAUGUGGGAUUGCUGAACAAGAACUGGGCAUUAGAUGCUGUCAACGAGCUUUGUCCUUCUCUCUCCAAGCAGUCUGCGGAUGUGUGCUCUGGCUUGGUCUACUCGCAAGGUUCAGUCCUUUUGGAUUCACUCCUGGCUGCAGACUUGACCGGUGGCGAUGGCAAGGAGAUUUGUUUCCAGAUCCUUGGUGCCUGCCCCGCCCCGGCAAUCGCCUCCGGUACCCUGACCUUCCCUAAACCCAGGCCCGCCAAUCCUGUCGUCCCUGCACCUAGCGGUAACCAGGUCGAUGUUUUGCACCUAUCUGACUGGCACGUUGACGCGCAGUACACCCCUGGCUCCGAAGGCGCAUGCAACAAGCCCGUAUGUUGCCGCAAGUAUGCCGAUUCACCUGCCAGCCCCACCCGCGCUGUCUCAUCUUGGGGUGACUACAAUUGCGACUCGCCCGUCAAACUGGGUCAGGAUCUCCUCAAAUAUGUCCCCACGGUCGCGAAGCCGAGCUUUGCGAUCUUGACCGGCGAUGUGCCUCCUCACGAUAUCUGGCUUGAGAACCAGACCAGUGUCGUCCCUGAAGAGGCUGCUGCCUACAAUAUCAUGGCUUCCCUCGGCAUCAAUAUUUACCCCACCGUCGGGAACCACGAGGCCGGACCACCAAACCUGUUCCCAACCAAGGCUUCUGGCGGUGACAUCUCUUGGCUGUACAGCAGCUUGGCUAACGACUGGUCUCAUUGGCUGCCUGCUGAUGCCGUGAACUCUGUCAAGAAUUAUGGUGCCUACACUGUCAGUCCUACUCCUGGCUUCCGCAUCAUCUCUCUCAAUACCAACUUUUGUUAUAGCAUGAACCUGUACCUCUAUGGUCAUACUAAAGACUACGACCCUAAUGGAGAGCUCAAGUGGCUAAUCACUCAACUCCAGGCUGCUGAGGAUGCCGGUGAGCGUGUUUGGAUCAUUGGUCACGUCGGUCCGUCACAGACAGAUUGCUUGCAGAACUGGUCCGCUCUCUACUAUCAGGUCGUCCAGCGCUACUCUCCUCACGUCAUUGCUGAGCAGUUCUUCGGACACACCCACUAUGACGAGUUCGCGCUCUAUUAUGGACCUGGCGCUAAGAGCACUCAGAACGCUAUCUCGACCGCUUGGAUUGGACCCUCAGUCACUCCAUACACUGACCUCAAUCCUGGUUUCCGUGUCUACAAGGUCGAUACUAAGAGCUGGAACGUGUUCGAUGCCCAGACCUAUGUUGCAGACCUCAACCAGGCCGCCUCUUGGGAUGCGUCUGGUUCGUCUCCCAACUGGCACCUGGAGUACUCUGCUCGCAAGGCCUAUGGUGCGUAUGCUCCCAUCGCCGACAAUGCUCCUUUGAGCGCGUCGUGGUGGCACAACGUUACGACCACGUUCGAGUCCAACUCUGCGGCCUUCCAGCAGUACUGGACCUACCGUGGAAAGUCCGCUAACAAGAUUGCGGCGUGUGCUACUGGCAGCACCUGUCAGACCGAAAUGAUCUGCGACCUCCGCGCCGGCAAGAGCUCGGAUUCUUGCACAAAGAUCUCGUUUGCACUGAAGAAGCGCGCAGAGGCCGAUUCUAGCGAUCACGGUCACGAUGAUUUGCCCCAGGCCAAGGAUACUUCGAGCUGGGGCAAGCUCUUCAAGCGUGAUUCCAAGCCCUGGAAUAAGAAGCUGUGCGGGACCUUUUAAGAGCCCUCUCCUCAGUAUUUUUUAGUUCUCAAUGUUUUUUAUCCGCAGCUUUUUAUCUGCGCCAAUGUUUCUCGGAAUAAAGUGUGUAGCGCUCACCUUUUAUUGCCAC
Messenger RNA from Gamsiella multidivaricata, 2087 nucleotides. RefSeq names its product Metallo-dependent phosphatase-like protein. The transcript has 4 exons. NCBI's taxonomy places the organism in Eukaryota, Fungi, Mortierellomycota, Mortierellomycetes, Mortierellales, Mortierellaceae. The record is from RefSeq and is a predicted model, not a curated record. Gene Ontology annotation, biological process: sphingomyelin catabolic process. Gene Ontology annotation, molecular function: sphingomyelin phosphodiesterase activity. Bases 104 to 1978 code for a protein of 624 amino acids.